Colletotrichum destructivum is the source of this 876-nucleotide messenger RNA. RefSeq lists its product as uncharacterized. NCBI's taxonomy places the organism in Eukaryota, Fungi, Ascomycota, Sordariomycetes, Glomerellales, Glomerellaceae. The transcript is spliced from 3 exons. The coding region runs from base 1 to 876 and encodes 291 amino acids. The record is from RefSeq and is a predicted model, not a curated record.
AUGCAAAGGCAUCCGGCCAACAACACGUUCCGCUCUCACACGUCUCUACCGCACGAGCCGAACCAAUUGCUCAAUACCCAGCCCGUCCCCUUCCAAACGCGACUACUCAAAGAUGCGUCAACGCCCAAGCAGCUCCAGUCACUUCUCCCCGCUUUGUACCGGACCGGACCCGAUGGCGCCGACCUCUCUCCGCCGAGACCGGAUGACUUGGCACACCUCGAAGCAGAGCUGGGGCAAGGCGGGCUGGCGAAGCUUAGCGCACGGCUAUGGAUGGCGGGCCGGCCCAUACCGCCCCGCCCGUUACACUACCAGCGGCUGCUCGGCCGGGAGAUCGUCGUCGCGGAGCAGAUGGACCUCCAUCUGGUCUGGACGAGUGGCCGCAUCCAUGUCAAGCCCUUGCCACCGUUGCUGCUCGAGCCUACUUUUUGGAGCGACCACCUGUCUUGCCGCGGAAGCGACUUUAUUAUUGCGAAGGAGAAGCAUCUGAUACCGGAGGCUGUUGAGUGGUCGGACUGGAGACUGUUUGUUUCGCAACUCGGUACUGAGCAUAUCUAUAAAGACAUCGACAGACGUUUCAUUUACGGAGAAAUACGUCUAAGCCGGCUCAACAGACUGCAGUACUUGGAGUCUGGUCUCGCCCUCCGUAGCCAUAUGCCGCACUGGAAUCGAUACGGAGACUUCUUCCAUGACCACUUCGCAUGGCUAGCCUCGGCGACCGUGUACAUAGCGAUCGUGCUGACGGCCAUGCAAGUGGGCUUGGCUACUACGGCUCUUGCUGAGAACGAUGCCUUCCAGUCGGCAUCAUACGGCUUCACCGUAUUCUCCAUCGUGGAGCCUGUCGGCACCACAGGUCUCAUUCUCCUAUCAUUCUGUUGA